Molecule: messenger RNA, 988 nt
Organism: Saccostrea echinata
Lineage: Eukaryota; Metazoa; Mollusca; Bivalvia; Ostreida; Ostreidae
Product: sulfotransferase 1E1-like
Exons: 5
Coding region: 4-894 (296 amino acids)
Biological process (GO): sulfation
Cellular component (GO): cytoplasm
Molecular function (GO): sulfotransferase activity
Source: RefSeq, a predicted model, not a curated record
ACCAUGACCAUGGCGGUUGAUUUCUGUGACAUUGAAAUUCCAGACUAUGAAGGACUAUACCUUCCCAAGAUACCAACAUUUUUGAAAGAUCCAGGCCACAUUCUUACGUCUAUAAGGAACUUGACUUUAGGUCCAGAUGCAAUUAUUCUGGCUACAUAUCCCAGAUCAGGAACGCAUUGGAUGUAUGAAAUGACAGAGAUGUUGCUAAAAGGAAAGGCGGAAUAUUGCAGAAAAUCCAGAGAGACUGCGUAUUUGGAGGGAUUGUCUGACCUCGACUCAAUGCAAUUUUACAACAGAAUUGUAAGUACUCAUGUACCUUUUCAAUGGCUCCCCAGAAAACACGUGGAUGGAUGUGGAAAAAUUAUAUUAGUCAUACGGAACCCUAAAGACACUGCUGUUUCCUUGUUUAAAAUUUUUGAUUCUGGUGGAUAUAUCAAAAAUAAAAGUUUCCAAGAUUUUGUGCAUGAAGACUUUUUGGGACCAAAAGCCAUGCAUGGAGGAUGGUUUGAAUAUAACAAAGAGUUUCUCAAACAAGCAGCCACUCGAAAGAACGAGAUGAUCGUAAUAACAUUUGAGAAGCUUAAAAAGGACACGAAGGGAGAACUUCUGAGACUGGCGAAAUUUCUAGGUGUAAAAGAAGACGAACAACUUAUCAAAGAUAUAGUAGAUAAAUGUUCGUUCAACAAGCUAAAAGACGCUGACAAGGUCGUCAGAGAGGAUAAUCUGAUGGCUGAGACUAUGAGAGAAUUGUCAUUAAAAGAAAAUGUGGUAGUGUAUAGAAAAGGUGAAGCAGGAGACUGGAAAAACUAUUUCACCGUGGCCUUGAACGAAGAAUUUGACAAGGCGUACACAGAAAGAAUGAAAGAAAUUGAUUUCUAUCCAGAAUAUGAGUAAUUGAAAUAAAGAAGCUUUGGGAAAAGAACUCAGAAAAUGUUCGAGUUAUUGAAGUGUAAAAUCUUUAACAUGCAUAUAUGAAUAAAGUUAAGGA